Messenger RNA from Metarhizium album ARSEF 1941, 6483 nucleotides. RefSeq names its product Methyl methanesulfonate-sensitivity protein 22. Gene Ontology annotation, cellular component: Cul8-RING ubiquitin ligase complex; nucleus. Lineage: Eukaryota; Fungi; Ascomycota; Sordariomycetes; Hypocreales; Clavicipitaceae. Bases 1 to 6483 code for a protein of 2160 amino acids. Gene Ontology annotation, biological process: replication fork processing; double-strand break repair via homologous recombination. The record is from RefSeq and is a predicted model, not a curated record. The transcript has a single exon.
AUGGCCAACUGGAGAGAAUUGGGCGAAAUACCGGAUUCAGAGGAUGAUGAGGGCUUUGACAGUCAGCCGUUGGACGCAGAGCCGAUGGCCACGGCCGCAGCCUUAACCGACAAAUAUCCUGACGUUUGGGACUUUCCAGACUCACCGAACAGUAAUAGUAACGUCGUUACGAAUCCACAACCCCUCGAAUCCUCGAUUCCAGAAAAAGAGAUUGAUCCUGAAGCCUCAUCGCCACUGUCAUCUGUGCUUAGUGAGGAGGGCCUGCCUUGGGUUAAACACUUUUUUUUGGGGGACGAUACCCAACAAGACGCAACAGUACCGGGAAAUGGAGAUGCGGGCCGAUUAGGUGCUUCACGGGCGGAGAGCCAUCACAGCUUCGGUGUGGCUCAAGGUUUGCCACUGUCGUCGGAGCCCCGUUUUCAUAGUCCUUCGUCCUCAUGCGAAAUUGAGUUGCAAAGCCAAACCGUUGGGACUGUUGAGACCUCCGAAGCUCAGCGUGCAGCAAUUCGGUACGAACGAUCCUUGCGCCCUCGGAAACCCAUACAAGAGCAUCCGUAUCUCCUCGAAAAUGCUCAGUAUAGCAGUGUUUUGAAGUUGCACGGCGUGAAGCCUUUGCGAAUGGCCAUCGAAAACGAACGAAGGAAACGAGAUGCUCAACCAGGAAUAUCACAAGAGGAUGAGUUUCAGGAGGAAAGCCAGGAGUCCUGCGAUCCCGAAGCUCCGUUUGACUUGUGUAUGGGCGAAACUAGGCCUUCUGGAGACGUAGACGCUCCAGCUUUCCCAUCGUCAACGCCGCCACGGCUGUCACCAAUAGGCGGACUUGUCGGAGUUAGCAGCCCAGUCACCUCUCAUGGAGGGACAGACAACACGAGUGUCUUGGAUCAAGACCUACCUGCUUUAGAAGAACUGCUGAAAAAGCCUCCGAAACUUGCCUCAACUAGGGCAAGCAAGCGAGAUGCGACCCCAUUCACUUCAUCGACUCGCAAAAAGACGCGGAGGAAUAUAAUAGAGAGUGACCAAUUGGAACAAGACUCUGUUCAAUUGGUGUCGGAAAUUCAAUCUCCAUCCAUACAGCGCUCGCCCUCUCUACGAGUCCCGCGACCUUUGCCAACCAGUCACGACAGAGUUCCAAGCCUUUCAGGGUGUGAUAGAUCACCGACCUUAUCUGCAGCGGGCAUAUCUGGAAGCGCAAUAGGUGUUAAUAACUGUGCUACAUUCGUUUCUUCAGGCGACGAAGACUUGGCUAAUGAGACUGGCUCUGAAACUAUUAAUACCACGUCUCCCGAUUCUGAUGGUUCCGUUAGUGAAAAUGAGGCUGUGACAACCAUGAGCCGUCGCAUAAGAGGUGUUCUUCCUGCUUCAUGGCUGCGGCUUGACCAACAAGCCGGCCGAGAAAACGCAAAAAAAUCUCUUAGUCGCCGGACUCGGAUCCCACGACCCUCUGGGACAGAACACAAACGAGGGGUCGCACAAUCACUACAUGCCACGCAUGGCAGAGCCUCUCCCCCAAUCUUUCGCGAUGAAUCAGAUGAGGAGACGGCGCCAAGCACAUUGGAUAUCGACGAGAAGAAAGUUGGCCAUCGAGGUCAAUUAAAGCUUGAUUUUCCUGAGUUACGAAUCCGGGGACUCGACACGAAACUUGAGGGUGAUGGAGACAAUUCAGUGGAAGAGGACAAUGAGAUCCAUUUCAUGCUCUCUAGACCGUCGAGGAAACGUCAGCUUAAGUUGGCUGGUAGCUUGGAUCAAGGCGCCAAGAAGCGACCGAAACGACAAGAUCACGCCACAAAGCAAUCCUUUGCAAAGCUGAGACAAGUCGGGAUCAAGGCGCACUUAUACGAAUCUCCAAGCUCCUCUUUAUUUGAGUACUCUCAUGACCAACAUAUACGGAAACGAGAAAGUCUUCAUGUUUCCCACAAAUCUACCAGCAAACAGGCCAGGGCGUCGCCACGGAAACUUAGCAUUCUAGAUACUAUUCAGCCAGAUGCGCCGCAAUUUUUGAAGAUUGCUGCGCGAGCUGCGCGGACUCGACGACUCCAGGGUCGUUCAAGCCCACAUAAGAAGAUCAUACAGCUUGCAACUCGACAAGAUCAGCUUGAUGUGGCCUCGGUAUUGAUUGAUUGGCGAUCCGGCUCCAUCAAACAACGAGAUUCAGUCACUAAGGCGACAAAGACUUUCGGAAAAAAUCAAAGCCGUAUUGUGCUGGCGGAAGCUUCCGGGAACCGGGAUUGCGAUUGUACAACGGGAUCACAAUUCAGAGCUGAUGUAUCAAGGAAGCUUGUCAAGCAAGUCAGUAACGGCGGAUCAGUUAAAUAUAUUCCAAAACAGACCGCUACCCAUCCUCAGCGACAAAACCCGAAAAAUACUCGCAAGGCCGUUGCUGUAAAAAAGACGCUUUUCCCUCGUUCAACUCGUCCAGCACAGUUAGAGACGGAUGGGUCUGUUCAAAUGACCAAGUUUGAGUUCAACACUCGAAAGCGAAUUCUGGACCACCUGUUUCAAAAUGGUCACGCUGGAGCGAGAAAGCCGAGAAAUGAGCCCUCAUAUUUGCCAGGCAGUGCCCGAGUCCCCGAGAUACCUAUGCAAAAUCCAGCAAAACAAGAAGCGGAUAGGUUCAGAAAAAGAGUGCGUGGAUCGCGAAAUCGCAAGAGAACAGCGCCUCAGCGUAUCGAAAUUAAUGCCCCUCAAUAUAGCCAUGCAAAGGAUCCGGUCCAUGCAAGAUAUGUUGUAGAACCAACUUUAGCUGUCGCAGAGCCUGCUCAAGCUAAGUUUGUUGGCUUAGGACCCUAUGGAACGCAGUAUACCCAUCAUUUCGAAAUAUUUCCACUUCCUCCUGAUGCCUUCUUUCACGAAUCUAGUCUAAUCGGAAGCGGCGAGUUACAAUCUUGUGCCACUGUAUCUUUUUCGACGAAUGGGUCGGAAACACAACCCUGUAUGGCCCUUUCGCUUAACAAUCACUUGUUUCGAUGGGGUCCUUGGAAUGAUCAAACUUCCUCAGAGCUAGGCGUGGUGCUGGAUUAUAUUGCGGAGGGUGUCGAGACUCGGCUGGCGCGAAAGUCUGAUCCGUCACCCAAUGAACUGAGCCCUGUCCUGGCUGCGUCGUUUGUAUUGGGCUAUGUCAAAAGCUCACUUGGUUACUUGAGACAGAACCAAAGACAAUCCUUCGUCUCGCGAGCUCGCGAAUGCCUGGAAAGCCUGAAUCAUCGCACUGAUUGUCUCGUCACAACUGUCCAUCUCAGCACGCACAGCGUUAGACGAGUUCUGGAAACUUACGACAGACUGUUGCUGAUCGUAUUCCUGAUACUAAGGUUUUGCAGCGAAGACGCAUCACUUAUAGCUGAGAAGUUUUCAGUAGAAAUAUCUGUGCAGAGACUUGGGGCGACUGUGAUUGGCAUCCUUACCGAAGUGGGCUUCGGAAACCUUCAGGAGCUCUACGAGGAGCUCAACACCAAACGCUUUAGAGAAGGUGGAAUUCGAAGCGACAACACCAUUAUACAUUCUUGGGUGAUGGUCAUGAAGGUAUUGGAGCUGGCGCAUAUUCCAAGGACGUCCUUUUGGGACGUGGCUCACAGUCGAAUCUCUCCGAAGCAGCACUUGUGCAGUAACAAUGCCCAAGACCACGAACGUGUCUGGGAGAAUGUGUUUACGCUUCUCCCUCUUGUGGAAUUCAGCACUAUCGGUGUGCUAGUUGCUGGCCAGCGACACAGGGUGCCAAGUGAUGGCUGGGUAGUUCCGCAGAAGCUUCUUAGGCAAGUUUUCCAGCUAUACCAACGCGACCCACGACAAGCUGCCAGCUUCAACAAUUACUGUCGAGCGCUCGUUGGACGAUGCCACCAUCUUGUUCAAGAAUGGGGCUGGCAGAGAUGCACCAGUAUAAUCGGCCUAAUAUUCGACUUUUUCGGCUCACAACAAUUGGCACAUCUUCGAAACGAGGAGGUAUUCAAGUCUCCGCGAUUUCUUGAUGAUCUAGGUGGGAGACCGAACCUAGCCAUCGAGCCUGAAGACCGAUGCUUCCAUGUGUUUCUGAAACUCGUUGCAGUUGCAAUAAGAAAGCUCAGAGCUGCUGGUUCUAUCAAGGACAUAAGCAAUCUUGUGACAAGAAUUAUGCCGAAUCACGACCGACAGCAUCGCAAAGACGAAAAUGUGCAUGCGCGCGACCUGGCAGCGUUGAGAAAUCAUCACGACUUGCUGUGUACAUUAUUCUGGGCUGCUCCUGCUGAGUGUCGCCCGUCUCCGAUUCUUAUUCAGAACCUUGUAGACCCGGCAGAUUCCCAUAAAGAAGCAUGCCUCAUAAACCUUCGUGCUUGGACUCAGCUUGCGCGGUUUGUCAUUAGCUCAGGGGAAGCUAACAUAUCAUGGAAACCUUUACACGCCUGGCGAAAUUCAUUUUUUGAACAGGUACUCAAACAGUUCAACUCAGUGGCGUCCGAAGUCGCACUGCAGAUCUCAACUCUUGGAAAGGAAGCCAGUGAUUCGAUCACUGGUGAAAUGAUCAACGCCGCAGUUUCUGUCAACAAGGCCGCUUUGAUUGACGUUUUGUACGCAUCGUUGGCAGCGUCAUUGCAUGUCAUCCAACAUGCACCGGAUCUGCUGACAGCGACUUUUUCCUGGAAUACAAAACAGCUAAGAACCAUAUUUGACCAGUUCUCAAUGACACCUGACCUGUCGUGGGGGCUACUCAGAGUGUCUUUGUCAACACUUGAGACAAUGCUGUCAGAGAUCGAUGAUUGCAAGGCGCGCGAAGAGAGUCAAGAGAGCGUGAACCAGAUACCGAAUGCCGCUGUGGCGGACAAUGCGCUCCAAGCUCUGGAUAAGGACUUGUCCGAGAAGUUUUUCGGCAUGGCGAGGCGUGUCCUUGCAAUUCCCCUUAAUGAACAAGAUUCCCACCUUCGUCAACAAGAACGAGCGCAAUGUACCGAACAGAUCGUCAUCCUUGCCGCACGGAUGAGCACGAGAUUCAUCAACGGCGGCUCGAUGAGGCUGUCUGGGGCUUUCCAGGGAAGCUACCGGCUAUUCUCGGAAUCGCCGUUCAAGUUGGAUCUGCGUCAACGGCGAUAUAUGGUUUUGUACAUCUCAACUUUGCUACGAUACGGCAUCAAUGAUUUCGACGACGCUGGUUUUAGACUUUGUGACGUUUGGGUCUCUUCUCUGGCCAAACCUCGUACAUCUUUACAGUAUGAGAUUGAAUUAGGCAAAGAGCUUCGUCGCCACGGAGAAAUAUUGGUACCCGACACUGUGGUGGAAAUUUCUACACAGCCUGAUUACAAUACCAACCGGGACCUAUUGGAGUAUGCAUUUUCCACAAUGCGCAAAGCUGUUCGAGACGCCGAGCCAACCCUCCGCGCUGCAAGGAUGACGGAAUAUUCGUCGUCGCUUAAGUUGAUGAUGGACCAGAUUAAAAACGACGUCAAGAAUGACACGCAAACAUCGAAGGAGCAUGAUGGCUACGUCGUAUUUGUUCAGGACGUUAUUUCUCUUGUCAAGACGCACGUGUCUGAUAUAUGCGCGGUGAACGAUUACUUUUAUCAAAUAAGCAACGAAUACCAGCCGUCCGCAGAAGAUCCUCAGCUCAAAGUCGCCAACCUGAAGUCAUACGGCUUGCGGCUGCAGGAUGGCGACGCUCGUAUUGGCCAGUCGCUCUUCCACCUCCUAUUCAACAAUGCCAAAUUCUCCAUUUUCAACGACAAGUUGAGGGAAGAAGUGGAUAUGCUGGGCAAGGGCAUGGCCAAUACCGGCGUCAAGAUAUUCAUCAUGUCUAAAAUGCUGCCCUCUAUAAUCUACGCAUCCUUCAAAGAGACUGACGCGUUUCCACUACUUGACAUUUACGUGGAGGCCAUUGCACUUCGCUUGCGUGGCAAGACCGUGCCACUGGAGCUCUUUGCUGAUGAUGCGCCCGCCAUUUGUGCGUUGCUGCAAGCUAUGCUGAAUGGAAUAAAGGGAUUGUUCAAGGGUGAAGGGGUCCUGACGGGGUCUCAAAUUCACGUAAUGAAUCAAGUGGUUGGCCUUGGAAAUUUGCUCUGGGCAUCCAUUCACGUGCUUUCCAUGUCCAACUCGCAACCGCCGUUCUGGACGAUGUUGUGGAGCUUGUUGUGUGACCUUUGGGGUGUAAUUUCAAGGUGGCACGCUCGUCUGCAAAGUUCCAAUGGACAAGAGUUGAGCGUCGAUAUAGCCGGCUUCGAAAGCCUCCCAACCUGCCCGAGGGAAGCUCGGAGCCAAGCAAACGGAUGCGACUCGGACGUGGCGAACUUUGCGGAAAACAUUGUCCAAGACGUGAGGAAGAACUGGAAAGUUACCGAAGACAGCAUUGCGAUACGUAUGCCCGGCCAGAAGCAAGGCGCGGCUCAAGGGCCCCCGGUGGCAUAUGCUGGGUGGAAAACAGAAAGCCUCGUUGACGAGUUGUACAAUGAGAUCCAGGAGUGGAACUGGUGGUGGCGUAAGGCGAACGGUCUGUCAUCUCUGCCGAACCCGGAAAACGAAGUAUUUUGA